CAUGGCUGAGGGCGGCGGGGGCGCGCGGAGGAGGGCGCCGGCGCUGCUGGAGGCGGCCCGCGCGCGCUACGAGAGCCUGCACAUCUCGGACGACGUGUUCGGCGAGUCGGGCCCGGACAGCGGUGGGAACCCUUUCUACAGCACCUCGGCCGCCUCCCGUUCCUCCUCGGCCGCCUCCUCGGAUGAUGAGCGCGAGCGCCCGGCGCCUUCGGGGGCCGCCCCGCCACCCCGCGUCGCGGACCCCCCGGAGCCGGAGGAGGACGAGGUGGGCGCGGGCUGGAGCGCCGCGCUGCGGGAUCGCCCGCCUCCGCGAUUCGAGGACACGGGUGGUCCGACCCGAAAGAUGCCCCCUAGUGCCAGUGCUGUGGACUUCUUUCAGCUCUUUGUUCCAGACAACGUGCUCAAGAACAUGGUGAUGCAGACCAACAUGUACGCCAGGAAGUUCCAGGAGCGCUUUGGCAGUGACGGUGCCUGGGUGGAGGUGACACUGGCUGAGAUGAAGGCCUUCCUGGGCUACGUGAUCUCGACCAGCGUCUCACACUGCGAAUCUGUCCUCAGCAUUUGGAGUGGUGGCUUCUAUAGCAAUCGCAGCCUUGCCCUUGUCAUGAGCCAGGCCCGCUUUGAGAAAAUCCUCAAGUACUUCCACGUUGUGGCCUUCCGCUCCAGCCAGACCACACAUGGGCUCUACAAGGUCCAGCCCUUCCUCGAUUCCCUGCAGAGUGGCUUCGAUGCUGCCUUCAGGCCAUCCCAGACCCAGGUGCUACAUGAACCCCUGAUCGACGAAGACCCUGUGUUCAUUGCCACGUGCACGGAGCGAGAACUGCGAAAAAGGAAAAAGAGGAAAUUCAGUCUGUGGGUCCGCCAGUGCUCCUCCACGGGCUUUAUCAUCCAGAUCUACGUUCACCUGAAGGAAGGCAGUGGCCCAGAUGGUCUGGAUGCUCUGAAGAACAAGCCCCAGCUCCACAGCAUGGUGGCCCGGAGCCUUUGCCGGAAUGCAGCUGGCAAGAACUACAUCAUCUUCACAGGGCCCAGCAUCACCAGCCUCACCCUGUUUGAAGAGUUUGAGAAGCAAGGCAUUUACUGCUGCGGCCUGCUCAGCUCCAGGAAGAGUGACUGCACGGGCCUCCCUCUGUCCAUGCUGACCAACCCUGCCACACCGCCUGCCCGUGGCCAGCACCAGAUCAGGACAAAAGGGAACAUGUCUCUGAUUUGCUGGUACAACAAGGGGCACUUCCGCUUUUUGACUAACGCCUACUCCCCAGUGCAGCAAGGGGUCAUCAUCAAGAGAAGGAGUGGGGAGAUCCCCUGCCCCCUGGCUGUGGAGGCCUUUGCUGCUCACCUCAGCUACAUCUGCAGAUACGAUGACAAGUACAGCAAGUAUUUCAUUUCUCACAAGCCAAACAAGACGUGGCAGCAGGUGUUCUGGUUUGCCAUCAGCAUUGCAGUCAACAACGCCUACAUCCUGUACAAAAUGUCAGAUGCCUACCACGUGAAGAGGUAUAGCCGGGCACAGUUUGGAGAGAGACUUGUAAGGGAGUUGCUGGGCCUGGAGGAUGUGUCAUCAGCCCAAUGAGACUGUGCUGGGUCAGGGGUGGCAGGGAUGAAGAGGAGGCACCCUGCUACCUGUCUGCCUGUUGGAGUGGGCCGUGUGUGGUCAGAGGGUCUGAGCCCGAUACAGGUAACUGGAGGGGCUGUGACCUCAGAAGGCACCAGCGAUGAGGUGGGCAGAGCACGCUCUGCUUUCCAGAGCCUGAGAGAUUCUGACAGAUAAGUUUACACCAGGCAAGCUUGCAAAAUGGACUCUGCCCAGUGGCACAGCUCAGCACAUGGGGACAUGGGUUUCCAGCACUCACUUUGUGUGGUCAGCUUGGAGGGCUCCCUUGGAAGAAGAAAUGCAACCUGGUGUCAUUAAAACUCAGGUGGCAGGAUGGGAGUGAUUGCAGCGGCUGUGUCCUCCCUAGGGCUAGUGGGGAAGCAGGGCAGAGAGGGAGCCCGGGUCCACCGGAAAGGGUGAUCCUGGUUUGUUGUUGUGUUUUCACAAUAUCUUCAGGUCAUUUUCCUACUGUUGCUUAAGGUCUACUGUAAACAGGAGGUGUCCCCUCCUCUCGCACCCCACACACCCUCACAGUCCUCUGCAUGAUCAGUUCUGUGUCUGGCCUGUGGCAGGAUGGGAAGGGCCGCUGGCUUCCAGGACAAACAUGGCUAUAGCUACCAAGGCCUGGGGAGGCUGCAGGCUGUGCGUUUUGUCACAGUGUCAUUGUUGGCAGAAUUACUUGUUUUGAGAAAUAUGUAGCACUGUGGAAACAAAAUCUUCUGCUGAGGACCCUGUGCUAAUUGUUUUUCUCCGUGUGUGGUGGUCCCCCAGAAAGGUACAGCUGACUUGGGAGACCCUGGUUUAGGGCCCUUCCCGCUCAUACAGCUGACUUGGGAGACCCUGGUUUAGGGCCCUUCCCGCUCAAGGUCAACAUGUCUUCAUAGAGCCUUGGCCCCAAGGUGGGCACUGCCUGGCAGAUGGGAAACAAGUAAUUUCUGAACCUUGCAGUCUCUUCUAACCUGAUCCCCAUUGAUACAGAUACAUAUGUACUCAAGGAGCACCUUAGGACUUACUUCGUUCAUUCAGUGGGCAGAAUGUGGCUGGUGACAUGCACCCCCCCCACACCUCACCCCUUUUGUGCCCUCGCUCACCAUGAGCACCCUCACCUGUGGUGGGACCACAAUGUCAUGGAUCGUAGGCUCGAUUUCAGACACCUUGCUGUACCCUUUAAUUGGACUGAAAGCACUUUUACCACAUGGAGAAAUCUAUUUUUAAUUUGUGACACUUUUCUACAAGGUCCACUCUUUCUGAGUUCACAAGUUUAAAAACACUUAGGGAAGACUAAUGAAAGCCAAUGACUUUUUCUUUUCUGUCCAAACAAGCAAAAUAAAAAUAAAAGUCUAUUUAGAUGUUGGCUGUUAA
Nannospalax galili (Upper Galilee mountains blind mole rat) is the source of this 2956-nucleotide messenger RNA. It is a transcript of the gene Pgbd5, whose product is annotated as piggyBac transposable element derived 5. The transcript is spliced from 7 exons. Gene Ontology annotation, molecular function: transposase activity. The record is from RefSeq and is a predicted model, not a curated record. Gene Ontology annotation, biological process: non-replicative DNA transposition. Gene Ontology annotation, cellular component: nucleus. Lineage: Eukaryota; Metazoa; Chordata; Mammalia; Rodentia; Spalacidae. The coding region runs from base 2 to 1573 and encodes 523 amino acids.